AUGUGCUGCUUGUUUGCCGCUGCUGCUGCUGCUGCUGCUGCUGCUGCUACCCCGCUGUCGCUGGGGCUGGGGGACAGUCCCCAAGUGACAGAGCCGCGGCUGCUGCUGGCAACAGAAGACGGAAAGUUAUAUCUCAUUGAGAGACACAAGUGGCAGGAAAUCAAGAUCUGCAACUGCGUCCGCGAGGCCCCGCUGGACAUGCCCCUCACAGUUGCACAGCUGCGGAAUUUAACUCUCUCGAAACUUGUGCAAAGAAUAUCCAACCGGCAGCAGCACCUGCUGGCGUACCGGAUUUGCGACUACUCGGGACUUUCUUCUCGAUCUGUUUUUGUUUCUUGGGCUCUUCAAAAGAUCCUUUUGAAUUCUUCUUUAACAGAUGAAGCUUUAGCUGCUGCAGUCUGCAGCAGAAUGCAUGCAGCAGCAGCAGCAACGCCCGCAGCAGCAGCAGCAGCAGCAGCAGCAGCGGCGGCUGCGGCGGCUCUGGCUGCGGGGCGGCCUGUGCUGGCCACUCGUCUUGCUGCCUUCGAGGAAGAACCCAAACUGGAGCAGUACUACGAGCGGGUGGCUGCAGCGGAAGAGGCGGAAGCCCUUGGGGCUUUGGAACUCCUGGCUAUCCAGAGAGACCUGGAGGUAAAGGCCAACACAAGUGGGUGGCUAGGGCCCCCCCACAACUUCAUGGGUUUGUCUUUGAUGCAAACAAUUCGCCAACUUAUUCUCAAGAUGGAACUGGCCGAGGCGGACCAUUUGAAGAAAAUCUUCAAAGUCAGCGACAGCCGUUACUGGAGGUGCAAGAUCGACGCGCUUGCGGACGGACUCAACUUUGACGAGCUCCAGGCCUUCGCGCGUUUUCGAACAUCUCCAAUUGGCUACGAGCCUUUUGUGGAGGCUUGUUUGAGAAAAGGAAACAAAGAACUAGCCCUUCAACUCACUUAUAAAGUUAAAGACCCAAACUCUAGGGCCCGUUUUCUGGGGGCCCUAGGAAGGCAAGAAGAGGCCGCGGCGGCGCUGCAGGCCCCUCAGCAGGGCGUAGGAGGCAGUUUGCUGCAAGCCAUUUCAGGGGCUUUCUGGAGACGAGGAUCUUCCAAUGAUUAA
Messenger RNA from Eimeria tenella, 1092 nucleotides. RefSeq lists its product as uncharacterized. Lineage: Eukaryota; Apicomplexa; Conoidasida; Eucoccidiorida; Eimeriidae. Gene Ontology annotation, biological process: intracellular protein transport; vacuole fusion, non-autophagic; endosomal transport. Bases 1 to 1092 code for a protein of 363 amino acids. The record is from RefSeq and is a predicted model, not a curated record. Gene Ontology annotation, cellular component: cytoplasm; lysosomal membrane; HOPS complex. Gene Ontology annotation, molecular function: actin binding. The transcript has 12 exons.